Molecule: messenger RNA, 1368 nt
Organism: Arvicola amphibius (Eurasian water vole)
Lineage: Eukaryota; Metazoa; Chordata; Mammalia; Rodentia; Cricetidae
Product: alpha-1-antitrypsin-like protein CM55-MM
Exons: 5
Coding region: 1-1368 (455 amino acids)
Biological process (GO): negative regulation of endopeptidase activity
Molecular function (GO): serine-type endopeptidase inhibitor activity
Source: RefSeq, a predicted model, not a curated record
AUGCCGCCCUCUUCCUCUUACAGCCUCCUUUUGCUAGCAGGUCUGUGCUGUCUGCUCCCUGGCUCCCAGACUAAAGAUUACCAAGAGGCAGGCGCCUCGGGCGAUGGCAAGACCCAGGAGCAGCCCCAAUGCCAGAAUUUUGCUUCCACCAUCACCAACAUCUCCUUGUCCUUGCUCCAAAAGGUAAUCCGUUGGCCCGGGCAAACCAACAUUAUGUUCUCCCCAGUAAGCAUCACAGCUGCCUUCGCAAUGCUCUCUCUGGGAGCUAAGGGCAGCACUCAGAAGCAAAUCCUGAACGGGCUGAGGUUCGGUGCCGCAGAUAUGCCUAAAAUGCGGGUCCACAAGUGCUUCCAGCAUCUCCUCCAGACAUUCCGCCAGCCAAACUAUCAGUUACUCAUGACCACUGGCAACAGCCUGUUCAUCGAUAAGCGUCUGCAGGUGACAGACAAGUUCAGAGAGGUCGCUACAGAAUUGUACAACUCGGAAACCAUCCCCGUCAACUUCAGGAACAUUAAAGAAGCCAAGGCACAGAUCAACAAACACACGAUGAAGAGAAGCUACGGACAUAUAUUACAGGUGGUCGAAGACCUGCCAAUGGACACAGCUCUUGCCCUGGUGAACUUCAUCUCCUUGGAUGGAAUCCAUAAUGGUGAACUCCAAGCUGACCUAGUGAAUAACUAUGAGUUCCGCCUGGAUACAGGCCAGGCGGUUUCGGUGCCCAUGGUAAAACGCACGGGUAAAUUUUACCUGAAGAAGGAUAGUAAUCUGUCCAGCUGGGUGCUGAUACAGCACUAUGCAGGAAAUGCCAUGGCUUUCUUCAUCCUGCCAGACCUGGGGAAGAUGCAACAACUGAUAGACAACCUGAGCUAUGAGUACCUCAACAGCAUCCAGAGGCACAUUAACCCCAGGUGUGUGACUUUCACAGUGGGCACAGGCAGAGCUGGGCUACAGAGACCUAGAGAAGGCAAGGUGGAAGCUGGGCACCUGGGGUCCAUUUGCAGGAGAUUCUGUCCUUUGACAUUCUUCCUUGUGGUUCACUGGGCCCCCAAGAACCAACAGGUCAGAGAAUGUUCUCCAUCAGUGAGCCCAGGUCCUGCUGACUGGGGUGUGGGCCUGAGGUAUGCCAACUUAGGUUUCCCCAAAUUUACCAUUUCUGCAACCUACGACCUGAAGACAGUAAUGAGGACACUGGGCAUUACCCAGAUCUUCAGCAACAAGGCUGAUCUGUCAAAAGUCACAAAGGAUGCUCCUGUGAAGUUGUCCAAGGUUCUCUCCCUAGAUGACUUCAAGCAUGGGUAUCAGACGUUUUCUGGAGGGAGACUAUUUCUAUUCUCCCAAGAUACAGAUGGCAAUGUGAAACCAAAGUAA